Eimeria mitis is the source of this 3222-nucleotide messenger RNA. RefSeq lists its product as uncharacterized. NCBI's taxonomy places the organism in Eukaryota, Apicomplexa, Conoidasida, Eucoccidiorida, Eimeriidae. The record is from RefSeq and is a predicted model, not a curated record.
AUGAGCAAGGAAGUCUUCUCUCGCGAUGCUAUAAAGCAGCAGCAGCAGCAGCAGCAGCAGCAGCAGCAGCAGCAGCGGUGGCAGCGAUUGAAGCAGCGCAGCCACAGCAGCAGCAGCAGCAGCAGCAGCAGCAGCAACAGCAGCAGCAGCAGCAGUGACCGGAUCAGCGGCCCAUCCUCCUCAUCCUCAGCAGCCCUGCAGCAGCAUCAACAGCAGCAACAGCAGCAGACAGCAGCAGCAGCAGCAGCAGCAGCAGCAGCAACAGCAGCAGCAGCAGCAGUGACCGGAUCAGCGGCGCAUCCUCCUCAUCCUCAGCAGUCCCUGCAGCAGCAGCAUCAACAGCAGCAGCAACAACAGCAGCAGCAGCAGCAGCAGCAGCAGAAUCUGCGGGAGCGCCGCUGCCUCUUCUAUCUGCAGCUAGCAGCAGCAGCAGAAACACUCAGAAUACAAAGCCCCCUAUUCUCUCACUAUUUGCUGCUGCGUAUCUGUAGCCACCUGCAGCAGACUGCGCUGCUGCAGCAGCAACGAAGGCUGCUGCUGCAGGGAGCUGCAGCAGCAGCAACAGAUAUACUACCAGCCAGCAGCAGAAGCAGCAGCAGCAGCAGCACCAUCAGCAGCAUCACCAGCAUCAGCAGCAAAAAACUAUCAAAAAAGAGCACCAGCAGCAGCAGCAGCAACAGCAGCAGCAGCAGCAGCAGCAGCAGCAGCAGCAAGGCUGUUGCUGCUGCUGCACUGCAGCAAAGGCUGCAGAACACGCCACUGCCAGCUGUUGUGUCUCGGCUGCAGCAGCUGCUGCUGCAGGUGGACCGCAGCAGCAGCAGCAACCGUAUUGUCUGGGAAUGUUAUGCUGCUGUUGCUCCUACUCUGCUGCUGCUGCUGCAGCCGCAGCUGCUGCUGCAGCACCUCACCACAGCUAGCUUCGAGCAGCUAGCUGUGCAGCAGCAAACAGCAUACUACGUGAGGGGUUUGUUUUCUCACCCUGAUGGUGGUGCCCCGCUGCAGCAGCAGCAGCAGCAGCAGCAGCAGCUAGCUGAGCUCGGCUGCUGCACUGGCAGCAGCAUGCAGCCUAUGAUAGACAACGCCCCGCCUUUCGGCGUCCUGGUGUUCUCUCCCCAGCAGCAGCAGCACCAGCAGCAGCAGCAGGCAGCAGCAGCAGCAGCAGCAGCAGCAGCAGCAGCAAAGACAGCAGCAGUAGGAGCAGCAGCACCGGCGACAGCAGCAGCAGCAAAGACAACUGCAGCAGCAAGUGGUAGUACUGCUCCAACUUCUGCCACUACGCCUACUUUUGCUGCUGCUUUUGCUGCUGCUGCUGCUGCUGCUGCUGCUGCUGUUGGUGGUGCUGCAGCAGGAGAGGAAACACAGGUUGCCUGGCAGCAGCUGCUGCUGUCUCCUGCUGCUGCUGCUGCUGCAUGCACCAGAGCAGCAGCAAAAGGGUGGUACUGGUUGAUGGAUUCACUACAAGAGGGAUCAGCAGCAGCAGCAGCAGCAGCUGCUGCUGCUGCUGCUUCACCCGUGCUGCCGCAGUCUGCUGCAGCACGACUUGCUGCUGCUGCUGGCGCAGAGCCUCGCAGCUGGAUUGACGUUCCUGCUGCUGCUGCUGUCUUUUUUGCUGCUCCUUUUUUAUCCGACACAGCUGCAGCGCCGCAGCAUCGGCUACCGCCUGCGCCGCAUCCUAUGGGAAAACAGCAGCAGCAGCAGCAGCAGCAACAGCAGCAGCAGCAGCAGCAGCAGCAGCAGCAGCAGCAACAGCAGCAGCAGCAGCAGCAGCAGCAGCGGGAUGGACUUCAUGGGGGGCUUUCAGCAGCAAGAACCUACAGCAGCAGAGAUAGCAGCAGCACAGCAAUGGCAGGGGACCCAGCAGCAGCAGCAAACGUUGCUUACGCUCUUCUGGAGCUCACGGGGCUGCCUUGGCUGUGGCGGCGGUUGUAUAGCAGCAGCAGCAGCAGCAGCAGCAGCAGCAACAGCAGCAGCAGCAGCAGCAGCAGCAGCAGCGGAAUGGACUUCAUGGGGGGCUUUCAGCAGCAAGAACCUACAGCAGCAGAAAUAGCAGCAGCACAGCAAUGGCAGGGGACAACUACAGCAGCAGCAGCAGCAGCAGCAGCAGCAGGAUAUUACCAGCAGCAGCAGCAGCAGCAGCAGCAGCAAACUUACUGCUCAGAUUUUGACGCUCGUGUUGCUGCCUUUUAUAUGGCUCUAGCACGAGACAACAACUCUGCUGCUGCUGCUGCAGCAGCAGCAGCAGCAGCAGCAACAGCAGCAAUGCCGAUGGACCCCAAUGCAUGCGGUCUGGGUUCUGCUGCUGCUGCAGUUGCUGUAGCAGCUGCUGCAGCGGCAGUUGCAGCUGCAGUUGCGCAGCAGCAGCAGCAGCAGCAGCAGCAGCAGCAGCAGCAGCAGCAGCAGCAGCAGCAGCACCGGCAGCGGCAGUAUACAGGCUCUUCUGCAGCAGCAGGUGCUGCAGCAGCUGCAGCAACAGCUGCAGCAGCAGUGCCGAUGGACCCCAGUGCAUGCGGUCUGGGUUCUGCUGCUGCAGCUGCUGCAGUUGCUGUAGCAGCUGCUGCAGCGGCAGUUGUAGCUGCAGUUGUAGCUGCAGUUGCUGCAGCAGCAGCUGCUGGAGCUGCUGCAUCUGCUGCAGUUGCUGCAGCAACAAAAGCAGCAGCAGCAGCUGCUACAGCAACAACAGCAGCAGCAGCAGCAGCAGCAGCAACAGCAGCAGCAGCAGCAGCAGCAGCAGCAGCAGCAGCAGCCGCUUUAUGUGCAGCGAGAAAUCCUACAGCAGCAGCAGCAACAGCAGCAGCAGCAACAGCAGCAGCAGCAACAGGAAUAGGAGCACAAGCGGUUGAAGGACCAGGAAACAACAGCAGCAACAGCAGCUGUAGAAGCAGCAGCAGCAACAGUAACAGCAGCAGCAGCAACAGUAACAACAGCAGCAGCAGCACGCAGCAGCAGAAAACGACAGCGACAACAGCAGUUGCAGCUGCAGCAACAACAGCAGCAGCAGCACCAAAACCACCGCUCAACAGCAGAAAACAACAACAACAACAACAACAACAACAACAGCAGCAACAGCAGCAGCAGCAGCAGCAACAGCAGCAACACAAGCAGCAGCAGCAGCAGCAGCAGCAACAGCAGCAGCAGCAGCAGCAACAGCAGCAGCAGCGGCAACAGCAGCGGCAGCAGCAACAGCAGCAGCAGCAGCAACAGCAGCAGCAGCAACAGGGAUAG